CAAUUUGUUUAUUUUCAUUUUUUAUUCUAAUAAUUAAUAAAAAUAAUAUUAGUAAUGUUCAUGGGUGUGUAAGGAGAAUGUUCACUUUUGUUUACUCGUGAAUUUUCAAAAAUAGUGCACAAUGGCGACAUUAAACCAGAGCCUUCCAGUUUCCGAAAUUCUCAAAUCCAAAACAGAAAUCGAAGAUGAACCAAAGAAAAAGUCGAGAGAAGACUGGCGGAAAGCUAAAGAGCUCGAGGAAGCCCGAAAAGCUGGUACAGCUCCGGCUGCAGUGGAUGAGUCUGGCAAAGACAUCAAUCCCCACAUUCCACAGUACAUUUCAUCUGCACCAUGGUACUAUGGUACCAGCGGGCCUACAUUGAAGCACCAAAGGCCCCAAGAAGAAAAACAGAAACAGUUUUCAUCGAUAGAUGAGUGGUAUGAUAGAGGAGUUGACACAACUAAAAUUGUGACAAAAUAUCGUAAGGGUGCAUGUGAGAACUGUGGUGCAAUGACACACAAGAAGAAAGAUUGCAUGGACAGACCCAGGAAAGUAGGUGCUAAAUUUUCUGGGCAACACAUAGCACCAGAUGAGUUUCUGCAAAAGAACCUAUCACUUAGCUUUGAUGGCAAAAGAGAUAGGUGGAGUGGUUAUGAUCCUUCUGAACACAAGGCUGUAAUUGAGGAAUUCCAGAAAGUUGAAGAUGCUAAAAGGCAUUUGAAAGCUGAGAAAUUGAAUGCCAAUGAGUCCUCAGAUGAGGAAAAAGAUGAGGAUAAAUAUGUGGAUGAAGUUGACAUGCCUGGUACCAAAGUGGACAGUAAACAGAGGAUAACAGUGAGAAAUUUGAGGAUUAGGGAAGAUACAGCCAAAUAUUUGAGGAAUUUGGAUCCUAAUUCUGCAUAUUAUGAUCCUAAAACUAGAAGUAUGAGGGAAAAUCCUGAAUCUAAAAGAGAUGAAACGUAUAGAGGAGAAAAUUUUGUUCGUUUCUCUGGGGAUACUACCAAUCAUGCUAGAGCACAGCUUUUUGCUUGGGAGGCUCAUGAAAAGGGAGUUGAUGUUCAUUUGCUAGCAGAGCCCACAAAACUGGAACUCUUGCAAAAGGAGUAUGAGAAAAAGAAGGAGCAGUUCAAGACAAAAAUCCAAAGCAAUGUUCUGGAAAAGUAUGGGGGAGCGGAACACCUGGAGGCCCCUCCAAAAUCCCUUCUGCUAGCCCAAACGGAGGACUACACGGAGUACUCGAGAUCGGGCAAGAUCAUCAAGGGGGCCGAGAAAGAGGUGGCCAGAUCCAAAUACGAGGAGGACGUGUACAUCAACAAUCACACUUCGGUGUGGGGUUCGUACUGGCGAGGGGGACAGUGGGGGUACAAAUGCUGUCAUUCGUUCAUCAAGAACUCCUAUUGUCUUGGAGAAUCGGGCAAAAAUUCGGAAAAUUCCAGAGCAGCGGAACUUUCCCAAAUCGAGGAAAUCGAGGAAAAUAGCGAUUCAAAGAAUGAAAAGUCACAGGAUGGCGAGAGCAGCAGCUCAGAGUCUUCUUCUGACGAAAAGUCCAAGAAGAAGAAAAAGAAGAGGGAAAAGAAGAAACUGAAAAAGUUGAAGAGGAAACAGAAAGAUUCGAAACUUGCUUUUGAAACUAAGAACACUGUUAUGGAGGAGGAAACCGUUAUAGCAGAUGACAGAAAAAGACCUUAUAAUAGUAUGUAUGAGGCCAAAAAACCUACUGAAGAUGAGAUGGAGGAAUAUUUCAAGAGAAGGAAGAGAGAUGAAGAUCCUAUGAAUCAGUUUUUGUAAUAAAUUCUAAAAUAAAAUAUUGUACAGUGUUAAUUUGAU
Phaedon cochleariae (mustard beetle) is the source of this 1807-nucleotide messenger RNA. The record is from the annotation of a GenBank genome assembly. NCBI's taxonomy places the organism in Eukaryota, Metazoa, Arthropoda, Insecta, Coleoptera, Chrysomelidae.